Messenger RNA from Scylla paramamosain (green mud crab), 7771 nucleotides. RefSeq names its product kelch-like protein 5. NCBI's taxonomy places the organism in Eukaryota, Metazoa, Arthropoda, Malacostraca, Decapoda, Portunidae. Gene Ontology annotation, molecular function: protein binding. Bases 283 to 2103 code for a protein of 606 amino acids. The transcript has 14 exons. The record is from RefSeq and is a predicted model, not a curated record.
GGGUGGGGUUGGGGUGCCGUGGGGGUGAUUGAUGAGUUGCAGCAGAUGCAACGGUAGCAGUAAACAGCGCGGGCGGGGCGGACGCCUCACAUCUCAUAGUAAUCAAUGGUGACAAUUCUUCCUGUGACGUCAUGAGAAAAUUAUCCGGGGGCCUUAGUAGCGUGUUUCAUUCUACUUUGAGAAGGAUGGGAGACAGCCUAGCAGGACAGCCGAGGCGCGGCCAGCAGAGUGUCAGGGAGUGAGGCGCGGCGCUGGGCGCCCGUGGGGGGCGUGGUGUGGGCCAUGCUGCGGCGGGACGCGGGGUGUCAGCGGGGGGCGGCGGGAGGCGAGGGCUUGCAGGAGUCCCAGCCCUCCACCCCCAGUGAAGACUGCAAGUUUGUUAACUCUGCUCAUCCAGAAUCCGUCUUGAGUGGUCUUAAUGAAUUCCGCAAGAGUGGGCAUUUUUGUGAUGUAACGUUGUGUGUGGAUGGACAAACCUUCCCUGUCCAUCGCUCUGUUCUAGCUUCCUUCAGCCUUUACUUCAGGGCAAUGUUCUUGAGCAACCUUGCUGAGUCUCAGCAGGAACACAUCACUCUGAGUGGUGUGGAGGCAGGCAUGGUGGCACUGCUGCUUGACUAUGCAUACACCUCCACCAUCACCAUUACUGAGGCCAAUGUACAGGCCCUUUUGAGUGCCUCCAAUUUGUUGGAGGUGGUGGCAGUGAGGGAUGCUUGCUGCAGGUUCCUUGAACGCCACAUUGAUGCCACUAACUGUGUGGGCAUCCACUGCUUUGCUGAGGCCCAUGCUUGCCAUGACUUAACAAAGAAGGCCAAAGCUUAUACUUUAAGGAACUUCACCCAAGUCAUGACUGGGGAAGAGUGGCUCAGUCUGCCUAUAGAGAAGGUGGUUGAGAUCUUGUCAUCAGAUGAGCUGGAAGUGGAGAGGGAAGAGUAUGUGUAUGAUGCUGCCACCACAUGGCUCCACCACUCCUAUGCCACUCGCUCCUCCAUCUUUCACAAGAUCCUGGAGUGUGUUCGGCUGGCAUUGGUAAGCCCUUAUUUUUUAGUGGAUGUUGUGGAAGGAGAGACUGCAGUGCGGACAUCCCCCGAGUGCAGAAUCAUUGUGGAGGAAGCUCGGCUCUACCAUCUCCUUCCAGACCGCCGCCACCAACUCAUCUCACCAAGGACACGCCAUCGACGAAACACUAACACCACCACAGUGAUUGUGGCAGUGGGUGGGGAGGACAAUAAACUAGUCCUUCGUUCAGUGGAAUGUUUUGAUCCACUCGCCCAUAGCUGGAGGAGCCUCUCAUGCCUUCCCUUUGCUGUCAGCAAACAUGGAUUGGUAGUGUCUGGAGAGAAUGUUCUCUACCUGGCGGGAGGAGAGUUUCCUGAUGGCACUGUGACUCGCUGCCUGUGUCGUUAUGACCCUGUGCUGGAUGAAUGGCAUGACUUGGCUCCCAUGUCCCGGCCUAGGUCUGAAUUGGGGCUAGCAACACUGGAUGGUUAUGUGUAUGCUGUGGGUGGAUGGGAUGGCUCCAACCGCCUGACUGAUGUGGAGCGUUAUGACCCACGUACCAAUGCCUGGAGACCUGUAGCCUCCAUGGAGCUUGGCCUCACUUCCCCUGCCAUUGCAGCAUGCCAGGGCAAACUAUAUGUGUGUGGAGGUGCCAUUUUGGAAGACGGAGAUGGCACUGAGUGUGUCCAGAUGUAUGAUCCCCACACAGACACAUGGGAGCAACUGCCCCACAUGAUCAUUCCCCGCAGUGGGUCAGCAGCAGCAGUGCUCCAUGGCCUUAUCUACAUCAUUGGAGGAUGGCAUGCCUCCACAGAGAACACAAACAAAGUGGAGAAGUUUGACCCGAGAACCAAGACAUGGGAGACUGUGGCAAGCAUGUGUGAGCGCCGCUAUAGACCAGGUGUGGCUGUUGUGGAUGGCAAGCUGUACAUCCUUGGUGGUGAGGAUGGAUGGGAGCACUUCCAUGACACCAUUGAGUGCUACAACCCUGACACCAACACUUGGACCCAUGUUGGAGAAAUGCUAACAGGACGUUCUUGGCUCUCCUGUGCUCCCCUCAGGGUCAAGAAGGAAAUUUUGGGGAACCUUGCAACUCCCAUGUCUUGACAUCCCCGAGCCUCCACCAACCAGGCACGUCAAGCUCUCUGGAAGUAGCCAGAGUGUGUACGUGCCAGCACUGAUCUUUGUCUGGCGGGACGGAGAGCAGAAGCAACAUCUGGCAUGCUUGAGAUCUUGUAUAUAGAAAAAAAUAGGCCUAAUAUAAUUUAAUAUGUUCAGUACUACAACUUUGAAGUGUGCAGUAAUUAAUACUUUUAUGUAAGCCAUUUACUGAAAAAUUGACAAACAUGACAAUUCCUAAGCUUCAUUUCAUGCUGAUAUUAAAAAAAACACAAUGCACAGUCUGCUUCAAAUGUUUAAAAGUAAAAAAAAAAAACAUUCAUUACUGCCCAUUAUUAUUACUGGUGUAAGUUUUUAGGAUUCACGAGAAUCUAAAGGAUCUCAUGGUGUAUUAUUGCAUUAAUAAUAAGUAAUAGCCUGUAGUAAAAACCACAUGCAAACAUUCCAUCAUCUUUACAGACUAACUACAGACAAUCAGUAAGCCAAUGAAUUGGAUAAUUUUUUAAUGUUGGUGUUUUUGUGAUAUUUUUUUACUCAAGCAUUCGUGUCUCAAUGUUUUUAUUGUCACUGAUGUGUAACCAUUAUAAUUUUUGUUUAUUUUCAGUGAGACUGAAUCUAGACGUAGUACUGACUUUUUUUAUGUAGAUCUGACUUUUGCAAGGAGGGAGGCAAGUGCUGCUGGACAAGGUCAGUUGUGGGUUACCACCUCCCACAUAGCUGGGCCCUGGUGGAGGCUCUUGCACAGCUGAUAGGAAAAGGUAAUAUUUCUUGAUGGUUGUUGUGUUCAUGAUAUGUUUAUUUACUCUACUCAUACAAGGAUGGGAUAACAGGUAGCUCUUAAGGAACUAGUCUGUAAAAUUAGCUAACAUAUUUACCCUCAUAUAUAUAUAUAUAUAUAUAUAUAUAUAUAUAUAUAUAUAUAUAUAUAUAUAUAUAUAUAUAUAUAUAUAUAUAUAUAUAUAUAUAUAUAUAUAUAUGCAUGCAUGAGGCAUAAUGGAUGUUGAAGUUUGGCUUUUGUUGGUUUAAAGAUUCACUUCUGUCUUUGUAACUGGUCUACAUGCAUAUCAUGAAUGAUGUGGUAGUCUUGUUGAGCGAAUAAGAAUUUUCAUUGAAUUUUAUGAUGACAAUAGGAUGUCUUAUUUAUGUAUUUAUUUAUUUUUUGUUAUGUAUUUUUUUUUUCAAACCAUAUGUGAAAGGUAUUAAGAGUAUGUCAUGCUGUUCUCAGUACCAUGAGUGUUAGGUUAGAGGCAGGAUAAUUUUUCAAGUUCAGUGUUAGUGAGAGUAGAAAUAAAAUUUGAUAUUGCUCAUUUGUGAAGUUUCAUACAUUUAUUCUAUUUGUCAUUUAUUUUGUUUGUAGUUAUGUCAGCUAGUCAUGUUUCCAUAUUUGUGAUGCUUGCAUGAUCUCCUUUAGCUUUCUGUUCAAGCUAGGUAUAGUGGUAGUGACUAAGAGCUAAGAGCACAAAGUAGUGGAUAAGUAGUGAGCAAUGUUGUCAGUCCUUGCAAUAAUCAAAGGAUAUUUAUUUUUUAAAGGUGGAUGUGGUUGUAUUGAUGAACAGUAUGUUGCUGUGAUGAUGUUUUCAUGUCAUGAUGUUAAGGACAUUUCUUGUGUUGUAUGUACUCAUUGUUGUAUUUAUUUAUUUACUUAUUUUUUACAGUGAAUGUUUCCAGAAUUAUUGAUGUGCCCAUGGUGAAGCAUUCUGAAUUUCUUGCUCAUACUUUUCAAUGCAGCUUUUUCCAUUUCAUUUAUGGUAUAAGUUAUUUGACCACAUGGAAAGAGUGGCAGAAAGUGAGUCAGAUAGUUGUGUAGGAUAAAAGAUGAUAACCUCCAGCGAAAUGGGACAAAAUGAUGGAGUAUGCAAAAGAAAGGGGUAAAAGAAGAAUAAGAGGAUUAGAACGUAAAAGGAGGGAAUAGUAGAACUGAUUUUAAAUGGAGUUCUGUCAUGGCUGUUUUUGGGGAGGUCUUGAGAACAGGCAUCAGAUAUAGAUAUAGAGGUAGAUUUUAUUGAGAGAGAGAGAGAGAGAGAGAGAGAGAGAGAGAGAGAGAGAGAGAGAGAGAGAGAGAGAGAGAGAGAGAGAGAGAGAGAGUUUAUGCAUGCAAAUGUGGGAUCUUGACUUUUCUUACUGAAGGUGUUGUCCCUUGUGAUAUGCAAUUGAGGAUCAGUAGCUUUUAUGGAAAUUGAAAGUUAGUAUUUAAGUAAGUUUGUAUAUUUCAAGAAAGAAAAGAAUGUGAUUUAUGCAUGCCUUACUGGAUUCUAAGAAACUAUCUUUGAGUUUCCGUGAGAAAUCAAUAGUUAUUUUUUAAAUAGACAUGGGCACUUUCCCAAAAUCUCCCUAGACCCGAUCCUGUAGGAUAGGUUAGAUUAGACUUUGACUUGCGUCAAAUUCACAUGCGCGCUGCUUACAGCAGGUUAGGUGUCACACCAGUCAGUUUCAGCGAAGCUUUGUUCCUUGUGCUGUAAGACUUUGGAACAUGCUUGACGAGGGCACAUGCACUGCGAGUGAUGUGCAAAAAUUCAAGUCUGCUUCGAACAAAAUCUUGAAGAGUCUAGUCAAUUAAACUCUGGUUGCUUUUGCAGCUAUACCGGUGAUAAAUUAUGUAACUAUACCUGUGAUUUUAGACCAUCAAGUUUUAAGUAGUUAUACUACAUUUACUCGUGUUGUCUGACAUAUAUUAAAUAAGUCAGAAUUGUUGAUUUUUUUUGUUGAAUUUUUUUGUGAGUUUUAAUAAUUCUCAGUUCGUUGAGGCGUUCUUUAUAAUUGUUUAACCUAUUUUCUCCUCCUGCUCUGAUUUCAUCCUACUAUUGUGCUAAUUGCUUUUCCUUUCUUCUUUCUACAGUCAAGGUGGGUGGGGGUUGUCAUCUGGCAACUUAUAGCGCUUGCGCUCGUCCCACUCUGCCUUCUCCGUUAUGUUUAAUAAUAAUAAUAAAAGUAUCCCUAUUGGGAAUCUAGGGGAGGUGCCUAGGUUAGGUUAGUUUAGGUUACAUUAGUAUCCCCGAGAGAGGUUCCUGGGGGGCACACCCCCUCACUGGCCAAGUUAGGUUAGGAUAGAUUAGUAUCCCCCAGCUAGGUUAGGGGGAUAAGAGGAUUAUGGUGUAAAUCUAAAAAUUUACCAAUUUUUUUUUAUUACAUAUAGAUAUGGUCAGUCAGAAUUCAUGCAGUAACAUCAGUCUUGCUUUGUGGCACUAGAUUUGGUUGUGUAUUCCGGUGACUUACUGUAGUGACACUCAUUCAGUAUUAUAAUGUAGAUAAUACUAUGGGUACCUCUGUGAGUGGGUGAUUGGUAAUUGAAAUCCAUGCCACUGUCUAGUUAAGUUCUGGGAGGGAUUAUGUUAGGAUACUGUGUUGGUUAACUUUGUGGGAUGAUAUUUUUUGAUAAUGAAUAUGCUGUGGAGUAAAAUGAUUGUUGUUACUGUCAUAUUUGUUGGGUGGGAAUGUAAAACGAACACAGUGAUGACCAGUAUUAUGGUAACUUUUUAUGGAAAGGCUAUACUGCUGUUAUAACAUCUCAUUUGUGUUAAUACUGUUGUUAUUCCAACACUAGUAGUGCAUCUGGUGAAAUGGCUUUAGCAGAUAAGUUUUUAUCCUCUGCUUUAGUUUAAUGCCAGGUUUGAAAACAUCUUGCAUAAUCUAAUUGGUUCAUCUUUAAUUGAUGGAGAUUAGGUAAAUGGUAAAUAGUUGAAGAAACUCUGGGAAAGUAGACAGUGGUAGCCUGGAUGACACAACUCUAUGAAAUGAGAUUUUGUUCCUUUUCAUGUUGCAGUGAUGAAACACCUUGUACUUCAUGAUCAUUACUCCUCACGGCCUUUAUUAAUUUCCCUGAAUUUUAACCUUGUAUUUACUUAUUUAUUUAUUCUUUCCAUUAUUGUUCAGGUCAAAUAAUUUUGUAUCAUCCACACUUACACCUAUUUAUGUAUAGGUGAACAACUGUAGACUUAACAAUUAAUUCCUUAGUGUGAUCAGCUGGACAGUCCUUGGUUGAAAGAAUUCUUUUACAGAGAAAUUGACAAAAGUGUUGUAAUGCCAUGUAGGUAUCAGUUAAUUCCAAAUUGUAGCCUGCAAAUCCAAGUCUCCUUUUUCAGUGCCUGCAAUUUGACAUUAAAAAGUAACUACCAGUCUUCCUUCCCAUUUUCUCAGAAGUCUAAACUUUUAGAUUCAGAAUUAUUAGAUUUUUUAUUUUUUUUUUUUCCAGAUUCAGAACUGUUAGAUGGUACCUGUAUUUUUUUAAAUUAAUUAAUUAAUUAAUUUUUAUGUUCAGGUACAUAAAAGUUGAUACGAAAAUAAACAUUGCACAAACAUUUUCAAGUCAUUCUUUGGCUUAUAACAAAAACUCAAUUUCAGGCACACUAUUAUAUGGUGUAUUUUUAAUCAGCAUAUCAUUUACUACCAUUUACUAUCCGUUGGUGAACCAAAAUAAAGUUAUAAAGACAAGCCAAAGAAAAGAACGUGAAUAUAUGAAGCGGAUCCAGAAAGAGAGAGAAACCCGCAUUGCAAGUCGGCACUUGCCACUGCCAUUCAGCACGUAACUUACGCAUUCUUGAAGGUUACCCAAAUGCCUCGAGGAAAAGGUUUCUCAGCCUCCCAUGACAUUUACCUCAGAUUACAAGAGGGUGCUUGUAUUCAACUGAUUCCAGCCAGGGUCUUGUUAUAUAAACAACGAGACAUGUGUUGCUGUUGCAUCUGUAACUGUAUGGCUUUAACCAAAAUAGUGUCCAUCACUAAAGUUAACAGACAUGGUUACUGAAGGAGUUUCACCAGAAGAAGGAAAAGAAAAAGUUGAGAAUAUAUAUAUAUAUAUAUAUAUAUAUAUAUAUAUAUAUAUAUAUAUAUAUAUAUAUAUAUAUAUAUAUAUAUAUAUAUAUAUAUAUAUAUAUAUAUAUAUAUAUAUAUAUAUAAUAAAAUGAAAUACAUAGGUCACAUGAUCAAGAGCAGGAAUGUCGAUUGAUGAGGAACAGCUGUUUGAGAUCGUUUUCAUCAUUAUUUUCGUCGCUAACUCACGCAUAUUUUGCUGAUCAUAAUGGAGCAAUCACUACUAUAGUCUCUCUUUUGGUUUCACAGUCAUAAUGAUAACAAGGCUCAUUAAGGAAUACAUCGCUAAAUUACAGAGUAGAAUGUUUCGUAACACUAUAUUCUGCCGACUGUCUAAUGUUACUCAUGGUUAUAAUGUUGCCAUUAAUCAAGAUCUUUCCAUAUCUGUGACUAAGAAGCACUGUUAAUGAAGUACUAUUGACAUAUUUCAACUUGCUGAGAUUGCUCACAGCAAUGUAUCUUAACCUUUGAAAGGGUAAAUAAAAAAAAAAUGGAAAUAGACUAAUAUAAUAGUAUAAACUAAGAGAGAGAGAGAGAGAGAGAGAGAGAGAGAGAGAGAGAGAGAGAGAGAGAGAGAGAGAGAGAGAGAGAGAUUAAUGUAUUAAGUUGCUUCCAUUUACAGCAUGGGCUAGUAAACACGUUUAGAAACUAGGAUAAUUUCUUUGCUACUACAAGCUGUUUUUUUUUAGAAGAUAGUCUGGCACUUAAAGUUAUUACGACGAUUGUAGACGUACGGAGAGGAAGCAAGGGGGAGAGGUUCUCCCCACUCCAAACUUGAAAUAUCAUCACUAAACGUUGAGCAAAAGUGUGUGUAUUUUGAUAAAUUAUAAAGUCGCACGUAUAUGUAGAA